AAAGAGCAAAGGGCUCCUUGGUGAUUCCUGUCGCAGCCACCACUCAUGUUAACAAAAAAGGAUGUUUGUAUAUGAAAAACACACAAGAUUGAGUUAUUCAGGAUAACCAAAAUUUAAAGAAUGUAGUACCCGCAUGGAUUCAGCAGAAAUAACACAGCAAAAAACAUCAUCAGUGUGAGAUAUUUGCAAGCAGUAAAAGCACAGUGAAACAGACUGGUGCAGUGAAAAUGGAUGAUGCCUAUACUGAUAAUAGAGAACUUGAUAUCCCUCAACAUGACAAUGACGAUUCAGAGAGAGAAGGACAGAAGCACAUGCCCAUCCGCAGGAAUUCUUUAUUUUAUCGAUCUAUGAGGAAGAAACGGCAUACCAAGAGUCAGUAUGAAACUGCACAACAAACUGACAAGAGCUGCAUGAAGGAUAAUGGGCUGCAGGGAAGACCAAUUCAGCUAGGACGCACUCCCAAACACUUGGAUUCAUUGCCUUGCUGGAAAAUCCCCAUGAACACUCCUCAACACAUGCAGAGAUCACCACUGUUCAGCAACAACCUUGGGUCAUCAGUACCAAACAACACUGGACUUAAGGACUGGUGUAGUGGCGAUACAAAAAUGCUGCCCAGUUGUUAUGGGCCUUUGCCAGUUUUGGGACUAAAUGAGAUACAAAAGGAAAAUCACUCGCAAAGAUGCAGUGACUCCCAAAGUUGUCAAUUGGCAUCGAACACUGAAAAUCUAAAAAAAGAAACCAGUUCCAUUUCAAUUCAGAGUAAAGUUACUUGCACAGAAACUCUGACCGGUGAUCUUGGCUCCUGCUCUCUCGGAGAAACUCAACAGAGAAGUCAGUCCCUUGAAGAAAGAAGCUUCAAAAUAACUUCACUGGGAAAUGUUCAAGAGAAAGAAAACUCAAGCAGAUUCCUUGAAACAAGCUCAGAACAAAAUGGAAAUUCUCCAGCAAAUGCUUCCGUAUCCAGAUUCAGGAAUGUUUGGCAUUUUGUUGAAAACAUAGAACUCCUGUAUCAGGAAUAUCGGGAAAAGAGUACGUAUCAAGAGAUUGAGACAAGACGCAUGCAGGAUUGCACUGAAAAGAACAGAUCAGAGUUUGCAAAUGAAGCCAAGCCUCAGGAAGUAAAAACUGACUCCAGUAUUGCCACUCAAGUGCCAUCACAACCAGUUAAACUCAGUCCGAGUACAAAUAAUUUGGGCAUGAAAUUAUGGCAGAACACAGAGAAAGUAAGAAACAGCACAGUGUUGAGUACUCUCAGUCGCAAGGAAAUUAAACUCCAGGAGGCAAUGUUUGAGCUUGUCACAUCCGAAGCUUCUUACUACAAGAGUCUGGAGAUCUUGAUUUUCCACUUCAUGAAAUCUGAGCAACUCAGUGAGACACUCACUCCCAUUGAGAAACAUCAUAUUUUCUCCAACAUCCUUGAAAUCAAAGCAGCUAGUGAAAGAUUCUUUCGUGACCUGGAGCACCGUGUGGAAGAGGACAUCGUAAUCUCGGAUGUCUGUGAUAUCGUGUACGAACACACAGUUGGCUGCUUUAAUGUCUACAUCCCAUAUGUUACAAAUCAGAGCUACCAAGAGGCGGCUUAUCGACGAUCAAUGGAGAAUAACCUUCAGUUUCGUAAUGUGAUGGCUGAACUCGAGAAAGACCCGAAAUGUAGAGGACUUCCCUUUCCCUCCUUUCUCAUCCUGCCUUUUCAAAGGAUAACUCGUUUAAAGCUACUGGUACAGAAUAUCUUGAAAAUAGCUGAAGAAGAGUCAAAGAGAGAAAGCACAGCCGUGAGGGCACAUAGAGAAAUUGAAAAGGUAAUCAAAGAGUGCAGUGAACGUGUGAAAAAAAUGAGCAGAACUGAACAGUUGAUCAAUUUUGAGAAGAAACUAGAAUUUAAAGUCAAGUCUGUGCCAAUUAUCUCCCAUUCCCGGUGGCUGCUGAAGGAAGGUGAACUUGAACAAAUGUCUGUACAGAAAGCAACACGAACAUUUCGGAAGAAGAAAUUAUUCAAGCCGGUCUACCUGAUUUUGUUCAAUGACCUUUUUCUAAUAACCAGGAAACAAUCCUAUGGUGACAAAUAUGAAGUGUUUGACUACGCACUUCGCGGUUUACUUCGAGUUCAAGAGCUGGAAGAUCAAGGGCAGGCACUAGCAAAUGUCUUCACUCUUCGACUCUUGGAGAAUAGUAAUGACCGGGAGAUUCAAUAUAUGCUGAAAGCAAAGUCACUAAGCGAUAAGAAACGCUGGGUGCAUGCACUCAUGCCAAACCGAAGAACUAAAUAUGUUUCUCCCAGCUCCUUGCAUUGGGAUUGUCCUCAGGUGCAGUGCAUCCAGAGAUACACAGCACAGGAACCCGAUGAACUCUCACUGGAAGCUGCUGACAUCCUCAGUGUUGUUGAAUGGACGUCUGACGGUUGGAUAUUAGGAGAUCGCUUGCAUGAUGGAGAGAAAGGCUGGUUCCCGAGCCCAAUGGUUGAAGAGAUCAAGAAUCCACAGCUCCGAGCUCAGAACAGAAAAGAAUGCUACCGAAUCUAUAAGGCAGAAGAAUGCCAUGGCAAUAAAAGCAAAGAAGGGAGAAAAAUUACCAACAAAAAUGUGAUCCAACAGCAGUGAUCAAAUUUUGUAUUUUGUUCAGCUUGUAUUUUUGGCAGGUUGUGAAACUCCCACCAUUCUGCAUGGCAGUGCUAGCAGUGAAUUUUUUUGCCAGAAAACUGCAGAUUGUGAACAGUUUUUAUUUAAUUUACAGACUGCUGCACCUUUUUAAAUUAUUUCUUCUGCACAGUGAAAGCACGAUUGAAGUGAAUGUGUUUCAUCGACAGAAUGUAGCCACUAAGCACAAUGACGGGAAAUUAUUUGAACUUUUUAUUUAACCAAAUAGUAGUUAAUUCCAAUUGAAAUAUAACGGCAGCUAUUAAGACAGAGAAAAAAUAUAUAUAUACAUGAAUCAGAGUAAAUCUUGCUGCGCUGGGAUAAAACUUAUAUGACAAAUAUUCAGAGGAUAAAUUUUAAGAUGGAGUGCCCCAGCUAGAAUCUUGAAAGAAAUCCAUUAAGAAUUAAACUCUGCAAUAUAGUUGAAAGCUGCAAAUCUCUUUACACAACAGUGAAGAUGAAGUAGAGCUUUCAAUCUGAUGCCAUUGGGGUUCUUAUAAAAGCCCAUACAAUUAAAUAUUGUGUAGGAUUUAACAAAAACAAGUUUCCAUAUGUGGAAUUUAGUUUAAUUCUGGUUUUUAACUCGUGGCAUUAUUACUUGCUAUGUUACCUCCUAACUUCAAACCAAGGCUCAUAAAUUAAUCUUGAUUACAAGAAUCAAGAUGAAACCAUUACUUGAAAUAAAUAAAUUAAGUGAAAGUACAAAGCAAAAAGCUUACAUAUAAGUUUGGGCGGGAAGGUGCUACUGUAUAUUAUGUAUCCAAAAUAUCCAAGAAAAUUUAUUCAAUUUCUUAAUAGACUCUGUGGCUAUAUCCAUAUGCAAUACAUGUCAGAGAAAAGAGAAAAUGACUACUGUUUAGUAUUUCGCUAUAGCCCAAAAAACAACUCUGGUAGUUGGUUUUAAAGGUUAAAAAACGGAGGGAAACUGGCAACUGUUAACUUGCCAAGGCCUCAGCACUCCAGUGUACCCAAAAAGACAUGUUGCAUGGGCAAUGCAGCAGCUUGUCACCAAAACUGUGGUUGGGUGCCAUUGUCUGCAAAGUAUCUGGGCCAACUGAUAGGGAAUUGCACAUUAAAAAAAAAUCAAAAUGUACCUCAUAGGAUUUGGAUCAGAUGCCAAUCUAGUACAAUCAGAUGGUCACAAAGCUGAUUAGGCCAAAGCUAGGGAGGGGGGUGUGGGGGUUACCAACAGAAGGAGGAUUUGAUGUCUAUGUUGUGGUCAGGAAUAGCGUGAGAUGGUGUUGUAAAAGGAUUGCAGCCAAGCACUAGGUACAAGAUGGGUUCCCAGUAUGGAGCAAAUGAAGCAAGCACUAUGUUGUGGUAAGUGUUGAAGGGAUAGGAGAUGUUGGGAUGGAGUUGAGGUUGGAGACUAAGAUCUUCAUUGGGGUACUCAAGGCAAUCCAUUUUCAGUUAGAUUGGCUUGACUUGAGAUCGGAAGGUCAAAAGGAGAAGGAGAUCAGAAAAUCAGAAGGUUGCAUUAUUAGUGUAAAGGAGGUUGGUAGUCAGGAGACUGGAGGGCUGGAGGUGGAGUGUCCUGGAGUCACGAUCUGUUUUUCAGGAGAGAGUGCUUGGGUGAGCUGGCAAUGCAUCAGGGUGUAAAGGGUUAUGGGCAGACCAUUUAGAGUCCACAAUGAAACAAAGUGAGAAAGACCAAAAUGAGAGGAGUCAUAGUCUAGUGUAGCAGGCACAGGUGUGUUUUGUAGUUUGCUCUGGGAUCAUACUGGGCAGAAUUUCCUACAAUAUCCCAGAAACAUUAUGUUCAGUGAAUAACGGAAAUCAAACUUAGGAUACCAAGAGGACUUGUGUCUACAAGUGCUGGAUUGAGAUGAAACCACUCAGAAACACUUUCACCUUGAAAUAUAUUGAUUUGCAAAUUGUUGAACACUAUUGUUGAAAAAGACAUUAAUGCAAAAUUGAAUUUCUAGGCUGAUGACUAUAAGGGUUUUUUUUCUGUAAACUAUGUUAUCACUGAUUUAAUUGCACUGAAGUUAGAGUCUAAAGGAAAGGGAAAAGAACUGGUAUUAGCGCCAAUCCAAUUUCAGCUCAGUUUCUGCCAGUUUUAUACGCUCUAUCGGAGAGGUUCCCAUCCUGGAGUCCAUGGACCCCUUACUUAAUAGUAUUGGUCCAUGGCAUAAAAAAAGUUGGCAACACCUGCUCUAUAGCUAUCGUCUCAGGAUGAAUCAGACUGUUCCUUCCUUGGGAUCUCAUUUAACCAACCAUGAAUCCUCUUCAUCACAAAGACUGCCUAUUCUUUAGUCUCUAAAAUAUAGCUUGCAUCUGCUCUGCCCCAACCAGUCCCAUGCUGAAAACUUUAUCCAAUGAUCCCAAAAAAUCAUUAAGGCGCAUAUUGCCUGAAUCUCUGACUCCAGUAGAGGUUUGAGUAAGGGUUGGAUAGAUGCCCCAUUUUUUCAGAUAAAAUGUUAAGCUUAAAUCUUUUAUUCACUUUAAAGUGAAUGCGAGUCAUCCAACACCAUUACUUUGAAAAAGAGCAGAAAAGUUAUAUCCUGUUGUCUUGGCUCAUAUUUGUUCCUCAACCAACAUCAGUACAAGAAUGAGGGAAUUGUAUUGUUUUUUUUUGUGGGAGAUUGCAAAGUGUAAAUUGAAUGCUAUUUUCCUACCUUAAAUUGGUGACCUUACUUCUAAAGUAUUUCUGGCUAUAAAACAAUCUGGGAUGUUCUGUGAAAGAUGUGCUUUAAAAUAAAUGCAUGUCUUCCUUGGUGUCAGCGGAGCUGAUCACUAAGAACAGAAGAAAUUACAUAAAUUUUACAACAACAUGAAGGGAGAUUUAAGAUCUUUUCAGCAUUAAUUGUGUCAGAAUUUUAUUAGCAUUAAUGUAGGUUGGAGAUGUACUCUACUCUCAUUUGUUAUCAGAUGUAUUGUAGUGUUAUAAUUAUUUGGGGCAGAUUUUCCUCUGAGCAUAAAUAAUGACCCAGAAACAUGGAGGAAGUUGACCUAUCUAUGUUCUACAUAGUGCUAUCAUUGGCUGAACUCUCUAACAGCAAUGCAGCACACCAAGAGGUUCAGAGUAAAAUGGUGUAAAAUUACAGAUAUAAAUAUUGUGGUUCUGAAUUAGUCAUUAAGUGAACUGUUAAGCAUUUUCAAACAUCUCAACAAACAUGAGUAAAGAACAAACAAAAAUUAAUGUCUUGCAUUGUAAAACAGUUUCGGCAACUUGUGAAGAGUUUUGUCGAUUAAGUGGUCCUUCAUUUUACACAGAUGCAGAAUUUCUGUAAUCACACGAAGAGGACGAUUAAAAUAGCAGUGUUAUAAUAAAUCAGUCCAGUGAAGUUUUUGUGGUUAUGUCUGUCAAACGUGCAAUUAUGCAUGUUUAUUUGAUCUGCAAUCCCUGUAGGAUUUAAAAUCGCUUCAACUCAUAGUUGAUAAGUAGCACCGUAAGUUUAAUCUGAGCUAAGUCACACAGCCACAAGGCAUAUUUUUAUGAUUAUGCUAUGCCAGAACACCUCCAUCUUCGUCUCAUUAAUUUUCUAAAGCUACCAUUUGCAUUAGGAAUAUUAAGCAUGUGAAUAUUUAUAGAGAGACCACCUACACAUGGGAGGUCCAUUUAAAAUUUUGCUUCAAUCACUGGUUUUACUAGCUUAUACAGAAUGGGAAUAUAGUCAGUUGUUAACAUCCCCUGCAGCUAGGAGAUGGUUACUGAACAACACAGGAUUUGUGAAGCAUUAGUCUGAAUGCUGCCAUUGUAACUAUAGAUUAAAAACCAGCCAACCGUGGGCAUGUUUGUCAAAACUACUUUUAUUUAAGAAGCAUGAUUUCUCUUACUUUUUUUCCAUCAGGAUUAAAAUUUGAUUGUGGUACAAAUACAGCUCACCAAUGUUCAACUCUAAUUUAUCAUGCAGCAGAUGAUUUACCAUAAAACUACUGAAUGAUGACUCCCUAUUUUUGAGCGUAAAGCAUGAGAGGACCAGAUUGUUACAGCACUUAUGAAAUUACUUGUGACUGCUGUGGUACACAUUAUGUCAUAUUUUCCACCUGUUCAAAGUACACCGAAUGUGCAAAAAAAGAGCAAAUUAUGCAAACAAUAAAAAGUAAGCCAACAACGCUCAGAACUAAAGUUCACAGAAGUGUAAUGGGGAUUGUGAAAAAAUAGAUAAAUGAACUUAAGUAUAGAAUUAUAGUUUAGAUGGGGUAAUUCAGUGGGGUUCAGCAGUAUCAGGUGUUUGCAUAAACUUGGAUGAUGUUUGAGGGGACUCAGGACAGAUAUGGAAUCUUGGAGUACCAGAAGGAAGUCUGAGAGCGAUUUGGUCUGUGAAUGCAUAACGGGCUAAGGUCUGGAGGUACUUGGGAGAGUGUGGCCACCAAGGUUAUUUGCCACAGACUUGACAUGAAGGAUGUGACACAUAACUGAUAAUUGCAGUGGGUUCUCAAGUAUUCUGGGUGCCUGAGACUAUGGUAUACUUCAGUAUCACUACGAACAAAGAUGUGGUGGGUAGUUCAUGGCGUGUUAUUGCGUCUAUGUUUUGGAGCAUUUUCAGGACCUGGAUGUCAUGUGUGGGUUGGGGGUUCUGGGAUAGUUCACAUUAAUGCUAAAUUAUCUGAGGACUCCUUGAUUUUGUUGGAGAGAGGAUGAGAAUAUGAUACAAGAGCUUUUAUGAAGGGAUUGAGUGUGGGUGGAGCAUUUUCAGCAAUCUCACAUUCAUGCUCUUGGAGAGCACCCAAACUGCAACCUGACAAUGUAGGGACAAGGGUGAGUCAAACCGCUG
This is a messenger RNA of Mobula hypostoma (lesser devil ray), 7354 nucleotides long. RefSeq names its product neuronal guanine nucleotide exchange factor (gene ngef). Gene Ontology annotation, biological process: activation of GTPase activity. The transcript has 16 exons. The record is from RefSeq and is a predicted model, not a curated record. NCBI's taxonomy places the organism in Eukaryota, Metazoa, Chordata, Chondrichthyes, Myliobatiformes, Myliobatidae. The coding region runs from base 228 to 2597 and encodes 789 amino acids. Gene Ontology annotation, molecular function: guanyl-nucleotide exchange factor activity; protein binding.